Messenger RNA from Hypomesus transpacificus, 1602 nucleotides. RefSeq names its product zinc finger protein 300-like. Bases 303 to 1451 code for a protein of 382 amino acids. The record is from RefSeq and is a predicted model, not a curated record. Gene Ontology annotation, cellular component: nucleus. The transcript is spliced from 2 exons. NCBI's taxonomy places the organism in Eukaryota, Metazoa, Chordata, Actinopteri, Osmeriformes, Osmeridae.
CUGGUUGAAAUCACAACUCGGGCUCAGGAAGAACGACAUUCAUUUUUUAAUGGAGGUUGUCUUAUUUCUACACUCCACCGUUUGAAAUCUAUGGACAUUAGCUGAUAGUGAUUGACAAUGCGUUGGUUCAGUAAACGACACAGCUAUGCCCUUCCCGAGACUAGCCUUCCCGGAAGUAGACAGAAGCUCGACGUUGUUCACCUCCGACAGCAGGCGUGGGUCGCUACUUUUUAACACUAAGUAAUAACCCAGGUGCUAAUAGUUAUUUUCGUUGUGCAGACUAUCAGUUUUACUCCACCAACAUGUCAAAAUUAGAUUUGCUUAGAGGAUUUAUCUGUGAGAGACUAACAACGGCAGCUUUGGAGAUUUUCGGGGCCGUUGAAAAAACGUUUUCUGAGUUACAAGAAGAAGUCUAUAAUUCGAAGGAGGAGAGCGCGCGGCUCAAACGUUUGUUGGACAUUGUUACUCUACCGGAGAUCGAGAUACAACGAACAGUGCAAGAGGUCUCUCCCCCAGAGCCCCCACAGAUUAAAGAGGAACAGGAGCUGUGGACCAGUCAGGAGGAAGAGCAGCUCCAAGGACUGCAGUCUGAAACUAAAGACUACAUCUGCACUUCUCUCAGUGUGGAACAUGAUUUUGACCAGGAGGGCUCCUCUGAAUGUUCACAUCUUUUCCAGAUUGUUAAAGUGGAGGACAGAGAAGGAGACUCUCUAUCCACCAACACAACUGAGGAGCAAAUUAAAGCAGAGACUGAUGGACAAGACUCUGCAGCACCAGAAUCAGGCAGUGACUCUCAGCCCCUCUCUGUUGUAGCUGCAGACUGUCCUGCAGCUCAGAGUUUGGAGGAGGAACAUGGAGGAGUGCUGCUUUUACAGAACAGAACACAGAACAACGAGGGUCUUCCAAGGGACAAUAGACCACAGGGAAGUCACAGAGUAAAAACAAUACAUCAGUGUCAACAAUGUAACAAAACUUCUAUAUCUGAAUAUCAUUUGAUUAUGCACAUGAGAACACACACAGGAAAGAAACCUUUUCAAUGUCAACAAUGUAACAAACGAUUUGCUCAGAAAGGUCAUCUUGUUUGUCACAUGAGAACACACACAGGAGAGAAACCUUUUCAGUGUCAGCAAUGUAACAAACAAUUUACUCAGAAAGUUAAUCUUGUUAGUCACAUAAGAACACACACAGGAGAGAAACCUUUUCAGUGUCAAAAAUGUAACAGACAAUUUGCUGACAAAGGUAAUCUUCGUCAACACAUGAGAAGACACACAGGAGAGAAACCGUUUCAGUGUCAACAAUGUGACGAACGAUUUGCUCACAAAUGUGGUCUUGUUGCUCACAUUAGAAAACACAUAGAGAAACUGUUUCAGUGUCGACAAUGUAACAAACGAUUUGCUCAGAAAGGUUAUCUUGUUCGUCACAUGAAAAAACACACAGGAGAGAAACAAUAGUAUAAAUGAGGCAAUGUUUUAUGCCAGUAGACCAGUUUGGUUUAACUUAAGGUGAAAUUAUAUGAGUUUGAAUUGAUUUCCUGUCCAGUGGGUAUUUAUAUGCUUUGCUUCCUCCCUUGUUGUAUAGUGCUGGUGCCAAGCAAGGAGCACC